AUGCCGUCAAACGAGCCUCGAUUUAUGUUCAAGGCCAAUCUCCGAUCUCAGACUGGCAAGACGUAUGUUAAAUUCUCUGGUGGUGGGGGAGCUGAUCCUCCUGUUACCGCUUUCGUGGAUCACAACGAAAAAACCGAUGAAGCCCAGAUUUGGAGGUUCUACUCUGUCCCAGGUUUUGAUACUCGGGUGGUUAUCAAGAAUCAAGGGAUGAAGGGCCCUCUCUUCGCCGAAACUUAUGCGUCAUUUGUAGAAGAUGAUCACGCCGUCCAGUGCAAGAAAGGUACAUCUGUUUGGAAUGCUACUUCAUAG
Molecule: messenger RNA, 309 nt
Organism: Fusarium musae
Lineage: Eukaryota; Fungi; Ascomycota; Sordariomycetes; Hypocreales; Nectriaceae
Exons: 3
Coding region: 1-309 (102 amino acids)
Source: RefSeq, a predicted model, not a curated record